GCGAGCCGUGUGCACGCGCCUGGCUCAACUCCGCCCGAAGAGUCCCGAGAGUCCCGGACCGAGACCGACAUCGGGACCGAGACCGGGUCUAGACCACCGCGAGAGCGCGCCAUGGCGUGCGCGUGGAGGAGACACAUCGUGCACGAGCUCCAGAGACGAGACCAGAACCAGAGCGCGCGCUUCAGACAACUCUUCACGCGCUACACUGGACUCCUGGAGCGGACCAAUGGGAUCGCAGCGUCAGCAUCUCCCAGAGGCUCCCAGACCUCCAUCUGUUCCCUGGACAAUGGGCAGUUGGCCUGUCAGGUGGUGCAGCUGCAACACAGACUGGAGCAGACGGAGCGACAGGUGCAACAGCAGAGGCACAGUGUGUGUGAGGCCCAGAGCCGUCUCCAGGGGGCGCUCGCCUCUCACACGGCGUUGCGCUCGCGUGUGGAGGCGGUCCGUGAGACGAACGCCGCUCUGAAGCACGAGUACGACUUGUUACUGCUGCGACAGGCAGAGGCGGAGCUGAGCCUCAGACAGGAAGUACAGCAGCAGUCCCGCCUCCUGGAGCAGCUCAUCCAAUCAAAACGUGAGGAGGCGAGGCGCAUGAACAGCCACAACAGCCGGAGAUCAAGGGCUCGAGAGGUCAAGCUGAGGUCAGAGAGGUCAGAGGUUACCACAGAGGGGUCAGAGGUUGCCGUGGACAGGUGCAGCACCACGGUCUCAAGAAGCCUCUCCCUCACAGCCACGCCCACAGCUGCAGCUCCACCCAUGGCCCCGCCCACUGCCCCGCCCACAGCCCCCAGAGCCAGGUCGGCCUCAUCUCCCAGAAUCCUUCGCUCUCUCCGGGGACUUUUCUCGAAGAGGCGGGUCCGAUCGCUCAGCCUGGAGGUGGAUCUGUUUCGACCAAUCACGUUCAGCGUCUGCACCGGAGCGCCGCGACGAGCCAUCCACGUGUGGGAGGACGAGGGCGUGCACUGUGUUAGUUUCAGUCGAUUCGCAGAUGUUCUUGCCACGGCCGACGACGGACGUCACCUUCGAGUCUGGGAUGUCCGCAACGGUUCUCUUUCUGUUGGAGCGACUCUUUUUGGAUUCACUGAGAGCGUGACCUGCAUCGACUUCGACCGAACCGGGUCUCAAGUCUUGGCCUCGUCGUAUGACAAGUCUGCGUUACUAUGGCAACUGGACGACCCCGAGCCCAAGCUGACUCUCACAGGACACCGGAGGAAGGUGUGUGCGGCGAGGUUCUGCUCAGCGCCUCCUCUGGUGGUGACAGGAAGUGCAGACGGCUCCAUCCGACUGUGGGACCUGCACCGAGAGGCCUGCACUCAUGUCCUGGAGGUGGGGUCUCACUGCUCAGACCUCGUCUGCUCUGACUCUUCAGUGAUCAGUGGACACUUCGACGGACGCCUGCGCCUCUGGGACCUCAGGUCUCUCUCGUGUGGCCUGGAGCUUCAGGUCCCAGACCGGGUCACGGGUCUGGACCUGAGCUCAGACUGUCAGCUCUUGUUGGGCUGUUGCCGUGACGACGCGCUUCACCUGUUUGACCUGAGGGGGCGGGGCUUCGCACAUACCUGUCUCCAAGCGGACGGCUUCAGCUGCGGAAGUGACAGCAACAAGGCCGUGCUCAGUCCUGACAGGGGUCUCGUCGCUGGAGGUUCUUCAGAUGGAGCCGUUUAUAUUUGGAACGUUUCUUCAGGACAAGUCCAGACCAGACUCACAGAGCCACACAGCUCCUCCCUCUGGGGCGUGUCCUGGAGUGUCAGUGGGCGGUACUUCGUCAGUGUUGAUAAAAGGAGGCGGGCUGUUCUGUGGAGUGACAUCUGAAGCAGCCAAUCACAGCCCUGGUCCUGUUUGAACUGUCCAAUCACAGCCCUGGUCCUGUUUGAACUGUCCAAUCACAGGCCUGGUCCUGUUUGAACUGUCCAAUCACAGCCCUGGUCCUGUUUGAACUGUCCAAUCACAGGCCUGGUCCUGUUUGAACUGUCCAAUCACAGGCCUGGUCCUGUUUGAACUGUCCAAUCACAGGCCUGGUCCUGUUUGAACUGUCCAAUCAGAUUCUGCUCUUUAAUAUUUAUUUUCUGUGGUUUUAUGUUUUUAACUUUAAGAUUUAAUAAAGACGGUUUCACUUC
Molecule: messenger RNA, 2117 nt
Organism: Periophthalmus magnuspinnatus
Lineage: Eukaryota; Metazoa; Chordata; Actinopteri; Gobiiformes; Gobiidae
Product: autophagy-related protein 16-1-like
Exons: 17
Coding region: 112-1812 (566 amino acids)
Biological process (GO): negative stranded viral RNA replication; autophagosome assembly
Cellular component (GO): autophagosome membrane
Molecular function (GO): protein binding
Source: RefSeq, a predicted model, not a curated record